Messenger RNA from Anolis sagrei ordinatus, 1038 nucleotides. NCBI's taxonomy places the organism in Eukaryota, Metazoa, Chordata, Lepidosauria, Squamata, Anolidae. The record is from RefSeq and is a predicted model, not a curated record.
AUGACAGCUGCAAUUCCCACUCCAGCUAGAAGACUCUCCACACAGGCGGAAACAACACUCAAAGAGUUGCUGCAGGAAAUGCUGAAGAUACAGGACAAAAUAGAAAAGAAAAUAGAAGACAGCCAGGAGAAAACACAGCAGAACAUGGAAAAGCUAUUCAAAGAUGAAAUGGGCAAACUAAGACAAGAAAUGAAAGAAGAUAUGGCCCAGAUACAAAAAGAGGUCAGUGGCGUACAGGAGGAAAUAAAAGAUCUGAAGAAAGACAACGCCAAUUCAAAGAAAAAACAAGCCAUCACAGAAACGAAAAUAAAGAGAUUGGAAGAAGCAAGAGAUAAACUAGAAAGACAGCAAGAACUGUGGGCCUGUAGAGAAACAGACUUCCAACUAAGAUUUAGGAACAUAGAAGAAACAGAAGGAGAAAACCUGAGAGAAACAAUAGCCGAAAUAACGAUGGGAAUGCUUAACACCACCAUGGAAGAAAUGAACAAGGAGAUAGACACAAUUCUAAGAGUUAACUCGAACUAUGCUAGGCGGAACAAGGUUCCAAGAGAUAUAGUGGCCACCUUCUGUAGGAGAAGUGUUCGCGAUGAAAUUAUCAAGAUGAAACCUAAAGACCAGAUAACCUUUAAAGGGAGAAAAGUGAUUAUACUCAAGGAAUUCUCGACCAUGACAAUGAACAAAAGGAAAAAAUAUUAUUUCCUGACAGACGAACUCAAAAAACACAGGAUUAAAUUUAGAUGGGAAAGACUAGAAGGCAUACAAGUGACAUACAAAGACAACAAAUUCUGGUUAACCUCAGAAGAAAAAGCUAAGGAAUUUCAUAAGACCCUCCUAAAGGAUCUUGAAACAACACCACAUGCAUCAAGAGAGGAGGAGUCAAACAAAACGAAAUAUGAAACAACAGAGGCCAGGAAGCAGAAUAAGGAGUGGAGGAAAGAAGAGAAGAAAAGACCAAGACCAGAGUCAUUGGAGGAUGAGGUGGAGGAGAAGGACAUGGGACCUUCACAGCAUGUAACGAACCCAACCUGUGAUGAGUAA